AUGUCCACCGAAGAGUCUAGGGCCCCUUCCUCUCGCUCGUCGUCUAAUGGCGACGACGCUUCCGUCGACUCGGGCUUUGCCUCGACUGGCAAUUCCACCGCCAACCUCCCUGCCAUCUCGCUCACCCCAGCACACCUGAAGCACCUCAACCAGCAACUGGAGCACAUGCACCCCAUGGACAUCCUCAGGUUCUCCAAGGCCUUCUUCCCCAACCUGUACCAGACAACAGCCUUCGGCCUCACCGGUCUCGUCACCAUCGAUAUGCUGGCCAAGAUCCAGAAGGAGAACCCUCAUUCGCUGCCCAUUGACCUCAUCUUCCUGGACACCCUUUACCACUUCAAGGAGACAUAUGAGCUCGUUGACACUGUCAAGGAGCGCUAUGGGCUCAAGAUGCAUGUCUUUAAGCCACUUGACGUUGAGACAGUAGAGGAGUUUGAGAGCACAUACGGAGAGAAGCUGUAUGAGAUGUCCUCGGAGCUGUACGACUGGGUCGCCAAGGUCGAGCCUCAACAAAGAGCAUACGAUGAACUGAAGGUUGGCGCCGUCCUGACUGGACGUCGCCGGUCUCAGGGUGGCCAGCGUGGUGCCAUUCCCGUCAUCGAGCUUGACGAGGAGAGAGGCAUCAUCAAGAUCAACCCCCUCGUCACCUGGACCUUCAAGCAAGUCAACGACUACAUCAAGGAGAACAAUGUGCCAUACAAUGCCCUCCUCGAUCGGGGGUACAAGUCCGUUGGUGACUGGCAUUCGACAGUCCCGGUUGCCGAAGGCGAGGAUGAGCGUGCCGGUCGGUGGAAGGGCCAGGAGAAGACUGAGUGCGGCAUCCACAACAAGAAGAGCCGGUAUGCUCAGUGGCUCAACCAGACCGCAACGGCGACGACACAGCAGCCAAGUCAGGAGGUCGCUGCCUGA
Podospora bellae-mahoneyi is the source of this 909-nucleotide messenger RNA. RefSeq names its product 3'-phosphoadenylsulfate reductase (gene MET16). Gene Ontology annotation, cellular component: cytoplasm. The transcript has a single exon. Gene Ontology annotation, molecular function: phosphoadenylyl-sulfate reductase (thioredoxin) activity. The record is from RefSeq and is a predicted model, not a curated record. Bases 1 to 909 code for a protein of 302 amino acids. Lineage: Eukaryota; Fungi; Ascomycota; Sordariomycetes; Sordariales; Podosporaceae.